AUGAGAUUCACUUGGUGGACGGUGGCUUACGCCGCUGCCGCGAUCGCGGCACCGCGCCCUCAGGGCCCGCCCGGGACCCCGACCAACUCGACUCCGACGAGCACGACACCGAUGGGAACGCCUCCUCCCAGUGCUGGCGGCGGCGGUGGAGGAGGUAGUGGAAGCAAUGCUUGUGGUCAAGUGCAGCCGAUGGUGAACCAGUUCCUCAUGGCCAACCCGAAAGCUACCCCGAAAGUGCCCGCUCAACUUGCGUUUGAUUGCUUGCAGUCGGUCCCCAACAAGCCCCAACCGGCAAAGGACCUCAUCAAGAGUCUAAAGGCGUACGUCCAAUGGCAGAGCACGCUCUCUUGGCUCAAGAACCCUCCCGCGUCGUACAUGCUGCCUCCCACCGACAUUGAAGGAGGUCUGGACAGGAUCGGCGAGAAGGCCGGGAAUGGCGGGUUCAAGAGCGAGUACGAGUUCCAGCUUGAGAUUUUCCAGUUGUUCGCUUCGGCCCACGACGGUCACUUCGCCUUCCGCGGCGACAUUUUCAAGGGCUUCAGCUUCCGCAACAACCUUGCAGCCGACAUUGUUUCCGUGUCGAGGGAUGGCAUUGAGGUGCCCAAGCUCUACCAUUUGAAGCAACUCGACACCAACGCCUCUGCUCCCGCCAUCAUCAGGAUUAACGGGCGUGAUGCGGCCACCCUCAUUUCUGACUUGAACCUCAAGUUCAGCGGUUACCAGGAUCCCGAUUCCCAAUGGAACUCCGGAUUCAAGUUCUACGCUUCCAAUGAGAGUGCCUUGACUGUCGCUGCAUCAUUGGCCUUCCAGGGUCCCAAGGUCACGAUCACUUAUGAUGACGGCACGGAGCGCUCCGAGGACAGCUUCGCCAUCAUUCGCACUGGUGCCAACUUCACAGGCAUCAACUCGGGUGAGGACUUCUACAAGAAGUUCUGCAACCCCGACAGCCAGCCCAAGGGCAACGGAACGAAGCCGGACGCUCCCAAGACCAGCAGCCCGCCCCCGCCGCCUCAGCCCACGAUUCAGGGCUACCCGUGGCCUGUCGUGCGCGACAGCGGUGCUAACACGACUUCUGGAUACUUCCUCAACGGAACUGGGUACGAUGACGUGGCUGUGCUUGCCGUGUCAUCUUUCGCGCCGCCCGAUGCUAUCGAUUCCGUUGAAUAUCUGACCAACUUCCAAAACACCGUCGCCAAGUUCCUCGAGGAGAGCAAGAAGGCCGGAAAGAAGAAGCUCGUCAUUGAUGUUGCUGCCAACGGUGGGGGUUUCGUUGUCGCUGGCUAUGAACUCUUCGCUCAGCUCUUCCCUGAUGUCAACCGGUUCCAGGCCAACAACCUGCGUCUGUCGGACAGCAUGAGCAUGAUGUCUCGUCUGGCCAAUGCCAUCCCGGCCAACUUUACGCCCUCUAGCCCGGAGGAACAGGGUGCCAUCGACGCCCUGCAGCAGAGCGCGGUCAUCACCAACCUGCUUCCCGGACAGGUCUUCACGCCAGAUGAGCAGGCCUUCACAUCGGUUGACCAGAUCUUGGCACCCGUCUCCCUCAACGGUGACACUUUCACGGCCUACCAAGAAGCCCCGCUGAACCAAACCGACCCCUCAUUCAACCUGACUGGCGUCGGUUCCAAGGCCAACCCGCCCCCUCGCGUCUUCCAGCCGGAGAACGUCUUGCUCUUCACCGACGGCACUUGCGGCUCAACAUGCACGCUCUUCUCCUACCUCAUGAUCCUCCAGAUGGGCAUCAAGACCGCCGUCAUCGGUGGCCGCCCGCAGACAGGCAUCAUGCAGUCCAUCGCCGGUGUCGAGGGCGCCCAGGUCUUCUCGUUUAACGACCUCACCUCGGACGCCAAGGCCAUCGUCGCGCUCACGCCCAAGGACAAGAAGGAAGAAGUCAUGAAGAGCGACGUCGGCGAGCUGGCCCGGGGCUACGCCAUCAAGCGUUCCACGACCCCGAAGAGCGCCGGCGCCGUCAACGGCAAGAACGCCUUCUCCAUGUUCGACGCCCGCACGCCGCUGCAGUUCCUCUGGGAGCCGGCCAACUGCCGCAUCUUCUACACGCGCGAGAUGCUCUCCAAGCCCGAGAAGGCCUGGCAGCGCGCCGUCGACGCGACCUGGGGCAACCCGCAGCAGUUCUGCGUCGCCAACAGCGUGACGCCCGUCACCAAGAACAACACCAUGGAUCCCUUCUUCAGGCAGAGCCAGAACAACACCGGCCUGCCGAGGAGCGCGGCCGCCACGGAGGGCGUGUCUGGUUCUGGGCUCAGGCUCGCGGUCCUGAUUGCGACGUUCACGAUUACCUUGUUGAGCCUAUAG
This is a messenger RNA of Colletotrichum karsti, 2310 nucleotides long. RefSeq names its product peptidase S41 family protein. The coding region runs from base 1 to 2310 and encodes 769 amino acids. Gene Ontology annotation, molecular function: serine-type peptidase activity. The transcript is spliced from 4 exons. The record is from RefSeq and is a predicted model, not a curated record. Lineage: Eukaryota; Fungi; Ascomycota; Sordariomycetes; Glomerellales; Glomerellaceae. Gene Ontology annotation, biological process: proteolysis.